GAAUUGAUUGGUCAUGUCUGGUGCAGUGCUUGGCUUUGCCCUCUGCUUGCACAGUCUUCUCUAGUUAGUAGAAUCAGCAAACUUCCCUUAAGCUUUCCCAACGGCGGAAGAGGGAUUUUUUUUGGAGUCGCCCUAGAUUUCACCGAAGCUAAACUUAGGCAACAGGAGUUCAUAUCCUUUUCACUCACCCUUCCCUUUGUUUAGUCUUGUGUUGUCGAGCUUCAAAACAUUCAAAAGUGCAACGUGUGUGUAUGCAGGUUUAGGGCCCUUCACACAUCAUUUAUACAGCAGAGAGGUACAGUACAUUCUCAGCAUGUUUACUCAGCAGUAGGACCCACUCUGUUCAAUGGCCUUUGGUCCUAAAUAAAUUGAUUUAAGGUUACAGGCUUACAGUGCAAUCCUCUGCAUGUCUACUCUCAGGUGUUGUCGACACAUUGUUUUUAAGCAUCUAAAACUGUGGAAUUUUCUCAGAGAUAGAAACUUUUGCUUUGUACAAUCUCUUCACUCGGCUGCUGCCCCGGUGCAAUCAGCUGAUAGGAGUUGGUUUAAGUGGGCAAAAAACGACAAGACUUCUGUGCACGGCUACCAAACUGGUCAAAAGGGCAGUGGGGAAAUAGGACUAAGUGUUUACAAGGCCAAGAAUAUGGGAGAAAAAGAGCUACCGGGUAUUUUGGUCUUUGACAUAGGAGGUGCAUUUGGUGUCCCGGAAAGCCAUGUGGAGUUCCUCAAGAAACACUUUAAUGUCAUCACCAUAAAGGAGUUUCACAACAGCAAAGUUCUGCAUGAAAAGAUCAAGUCCAUUUUUGUAUUUGAGCGCAGGCCUCUCAUUGAUAAGGAGCUUCUUGAAAUGCUGCCCAACCUAAAGGUGAUUGGAAACUCUGGAGUAGGAGUGAAUCAUUUGGAUCUGAAACUGAUUUCUAGCUUUGGAGUAAAAGUAACCAACACUCCACAUGCUGUUUCAGACUCCACAGCAGACAUUGGUAUGGCCUUAAUGUUGGCAUCUGCCCGAAGACUAGUAGAAGGUUGUUGUAUUGCAACAUCUCCAGAUACUACACAUUUUGCUGUUGACUGGCUAGGAGUGGAAGUCACACGAGCCACCCUUGGUAUCAUUGGGAUGGGCAGCAUUGGCUAUAAAGUGGCCAAGAGAGCGAAAGCAUUUGACAUGAACAUUCUCUAUCAUAACAGGAAUCGUAGAAAAGAGGAAGAAGAGCAAACAGUUUGUGCCAUUUAUUGUAAAAACAUGGAAGACUUGCUGCGGCAGUCUGACUUUGUGAUGCUGGUUGUGAAUCUGACACCUGAGACUCACAGACUCAUUGGGAAAAGGGAGCUAGCGAUGAUGAAACCCACUGCUACUCUUAUCAACAUCUGCAGAGGUGCAGUAGUUGAUCAAGAUGCCUUAGUAGAUGCACUCCAAAACAGAGUUAUUAGGGCUGCAGCUUUGGAUGUGACAGAGCCUGAACCACUACCCAGAGACCACUCACUACUGCAAUUGAAGAAUGUCAUUAUAACUCCUCACAUUGGAACUGCUACUGUGCAAGCCCUGCGUAUGAUGACUGAAGAAGCAGUAGAAAACAUACUGGCUGUUCUCAGUGAUCUCCCUGCACCUAGUGAAGUGAACCCCCAAUGAUCAGAUGGUGAAUAUGCAUAACCAAUGGCCAGUCAGCAAAAGGAGAUUAACCUCUAAGAAGCAAUGCAAUAAAACUAUGUCAAAACAACCCAUUUCUAUCAUCGUUUUUGUAUAUUCACUUCUAUAUUUUCUGGACUUACAUUAUUACUUAAAUAAUACCAUUGGCUUCAAGACUUCCCAGCACCUUGGCCUAGUUUUGGGUUCGUUCAGCCUUUCAUCUUUUAAAAAAACGUGUUUUAUUGGUGGUUUAAAUUAACAGUACAUUAAGUGUGCAAUCCUAUCAACUCAGUGCUAGAUGCACAUACACCUCUGAACUCAGGGGCUCUUAUGCAUGCAAUGGCAGGAGUCAGGUGUGGCGUCUCUGUUGAAGUUGCGUAUUUCUGUAUCUCCUUUGUGUGUUGGUUAACUUCUGCAUUAGGGUUAUCAGCUAUAAUCUGAGUUUCAUUGUUCAAUAGCUGGACUGAAAGCUCUGCUAGCUCCUUGUGAAUUUCAUGCUAGCUGCUACCCAGCACAAUCCUCAAAUAGCCUUCUUUUCAUUUGUAGUUGCUGUUACUGUUGUAAUUGAAUGGAAAUAAGCCCUCCGUCAAGGAGAUACAAAUCAUUUGAUCUGUGAUUAAAGCAUCCUCCUCAAACACCUUUUUCCAAAACUAGUUUCCUGGCGUCAUGUAUGAAAGGCUGUGUCUAUUUCAUCAUGCCUCCCGCAGCACUUGGUAAAAUAUUUUUGUAAAUGUAACAGUCUUCCCAACAAUGAGAGACUCUGAUGUACCCUUGAAGAACCUUAAUAAUAAAUCUUUCAGAGAUGAAUUUCAUUGGA
Messenger RNA from Varanus komodoensis (Komodo dragon), 2441 nucleotides. Its product is annotated as probable 2-ketogluconate reductase. Lineage: Eukaryota; Metazoa; Chordata; Lepidosauria; Squamata; Varanidae. Gene Ontology annotation, molecular function: glyoxylate reductase (NADPH) activity; NAD binding; hydroxypyruvate reductase [NAD(P)H] activity. The transcript has 8 exons. The record is from RefSeq and is a predicted model, not a curated record. Gene Ontology annotation, cellular component: cytosol. The coding region runs from base 407 to 1627 and encodes 406 amino acids.